This is a messenger RNA of Pectinophora gossypiella (pink bollworm), 4619 nucleotides long. RefSeq names its product cohesin subunit SA-1 (gene SA1). Gene Ontology annotation, cellular component: cohesin complex; nucleus; chromatin. The record is from RefSeq and is a predicted model, not a curated record. The transcript is spliced from 20 exons. Bases 197 to 3670 code for a protein of 1157 amino acids. Gene Ontology annotation, biological process: sister chromatid cohesion. Gene Ontology annotation, molecular function: chromatin binding. NCBI's taxonomy places the organism in Eukaryota, Metazoa, Arthropoda, Insecta, Lepidoptera, Gelechiidae.
CAUCCCUAUAAUGUGUAAUGGCGGCUGCGCGCGUCGAAGUGUUAUUUUUUUGUGAAAGAAUUCCAAUAAUCAAUAGGUAUCUAGCCAGCAGCGGUUCGCUGAAUAAAAAUUGAAGACUUGUAUAAAAUACAAUGUGAUAUGAGACAGUGGUUAUUUUUUUUGUAUAUAGUGUAGUUAUAAACAAACGGUAAACAUAAUGCAUCGGCGCGGCGGGAAACGUAUCCGGAUGGAUGAUCCUCCACCGGAGUACGCGAACCCCAUGACGCCGGCGACUCCCAUGACAGACUACGGAGGGCAGUCCGUGCACGAGCCGGAGACCCCUAACCCUAACUACUCUGGGUUCAACAUUGGCGCUGUUGCCAACUCGACGGCCGCUGAGGCGCCAAGAGAAGACCCCGACGAGUCUCACCACGAAGAGGAGGACCCGCGAUCUCCCUCUCCAGCGCCAACGAAACGCAUAACUCGUAGCCGAGGCCGCGGCGGCGACGGCGGCUAUGUGGGUCGGCUGGCGGAGUCCCCGCCGCCGCCGCCUCUGCGCCGGCGCGGGAGGGGCGGUCGUGGCCGCGGCCGCGGUCGAGGCGCCGCGCCUCCACCUGCCUACUCGCCGCCGCCGGUGCUGCUGCCGGGAGACGAUGAAAACAGCCUUUAUAAUAUCCUACGCUUCAACAAGACUGCAAUUAAUCAAGUAGUAGACAUGUGGAUAGAGCAAUACAAGACCAACCGUGAGGGUGCACUGGUACAGCUGAUGCAGUUCUUCAUCAAUUCGUCCGGGUGUCGCGGCAAGGUUACUCCUGACAUGGCACAGAUGGAUCACACACUCAUUAUCAAGAAAAUGACACAGGAGUUUGAUGAGGAAAGUGGAGAGUAUCCACUUAUUAUGACUGGGCAAACUUGGAAGAAGUUCCGCUCCAACUUUUGUGAGUUCAUCCAGACUCUGGUGAAGAUGUGCCAAUACUCCAUUAUCUAUGACCAGUACCUGAUGGACAACAUCAUAUCUCUGCUCACUGGACUAUCUGACUCUCAAGUGCGAGCCUUCAGACACACUGCUACGCUUGCUGUAAUGAAGCUGAUGACAGCACUGGUAGAUGUGGCUCUCCUGACGAGUGUGAACUGUGACAACUGCCUGCGUCAAUAUGAGGCGGAGCGGUUGAAGGCGCGCGACAAGCGAGCUUCUGACCGCCUAGAGGUGCUGGUGGCCAAGAGACAGGAGCUCGAGGAGAACAUGGAGGAAAUCAAGAACAUGCUUUCAUAUAUGUUCAAGUCUGUCUUUGUGCACAGAUAUAGAGACACGCUGCCCGACAUCCGCGCCAUCACCAUGGCGGAGAUCGGCAUCUGGAUGGAGAAGUUCCCCGCGCACUUCCUCGACGACCUGUACCUCAAGUACAUUGGCUGGACACUGCACGACAAGGUGGGCGAGGUGCGCCUGCGCUGCCUGCAGGCGUUGCAGCCGCUGUACGCGUGCGAGGAGCUGAAGGGCAAGCUGGAGCUGUUCACGUCCAAGUUCAAGGACCGCAUCGUGUCCAUGUCGCUGGACAAGGAGACCGACGUCGCCGUGCACGCUGUCAAACUUGUCAUCGCUAUACUCAAGAUGCACCCGGACGUGCUGACGGACAAGGACUGCGAGAACGUGUACGAGCUGGUGUACUCGUCGUGGCGCGGCGUGGCGGCGGCGGCGGGCGAGUUCCUCAACGUGCGUCUGUUCCGCGCCGACCCCGCCGCCCCCGCCACCCCCGCGCGCUCCCGCCGCGGCAAGCAGCGCCUGCCCAACACGCCGCUCAUACGCGACCUCGUGCAGUUCUUCAUCGAGUCCGAGUUGCACGAGCAUGGCGCGUACUUGGUGGACUCUCUGAUCGAGUCCAACCCUAUGAUGAAGGACUGGGAGUGCAUGACGGACUUGCUCCUAGAGGAGGCGGGCCCGGGCGAGGAGGCGCUUGACAACAGACAGGAGUCGUCCCUGAUCGAGCUGAUGGUGUGCUGCGUGCGGCAGGCCAGCACGGGGGAGCCGCCCGUGGGCCGCGGCCCGGCACGCAAGCACCACCUCGUGCUCUCCAAGGAGCAGGCCAAGGUGGUGAGCGACGACCGCAUCCGCAUGACGACGCACUUCAUCGUGACGUUGCCGGCGCUGCUGGACAAGUUCGGCGCCGACCCCGAGAAACUGGCCAACCUGGUCGCCAUCCCGCAGUACUUCGACCUCGAGCUCUACACCACGCAGCGGCAGGAAGGGAACCUGACGCUGCUGCUGAACAAGAUCCGCGACGUGGUGUCGGUGCAGACGGAGGCGGAAGUGAUCGAGCAGUGCGGCCGCACGCUGGAGUACCUGUGCGAGCCGCACGGCGCCCACACGCGCUGCAGCGUGGCGCGGGCCACCAUCACCGACAUGUGCGUCAACCGGUACAAGGAGGCCAUCGACGACUACCGCAGCCUCAUCGAGGGGGGCGAGACCCCGGACGCGGACGAGGUGUUCAACGUGAUCAACUCGCUGCGCAAGGUGUCCAUCAUGUACAUGUGCCACAACCUCAACGACACCAACAUCUGGGACUCUCUCUUCGAGGACCUGCCCAAGUGUGUCAAGCAGAACGAGACGCAGAUGCCGCCGCAGGCGCUGGUGUACGUGGUCCGCGCGCUGUUCUACUCGGUGCUGUGGUCGCUGCACGAGCUGGAGGAGCGCGCGGCCGGGCCGGCGCAGGACGCCGCCGCCGCCGCGCUGCGGGAGCGGCUGCACGCCUACUGCGCCCACUGCCGGGCCAUCGUCGGCGCCGGCGUCACGCCCGACCUGCGCGAGGAGGCGUACACCAGCCUGUGCGACCUGCUGAUCUUCUUCGCGGAGCACCUGGCCACGAUCCACAACGCGGGUGUACCGGCCAUGAAGCAGCUGGUGUACGAGUGCGACUCCGACCUCGCCGACCUGCUCAACGACUUCAUACAGGAGUUCGUCUUCGUGCACCACAACUACGACGGUCAAGACGAGAGACGCAUCGAGGAGCUUCACAAGCGGCGCAACUUCCUGGCCGCGUACUGCAAGCUCAUCGUGUACAACGUGGCGCCCGUGCGCCGCGCCGCUGACGUCUUCAAACAUUAUAUCAAGUGCUACAACGACUACGGCGACAUCAUCAAGGCGACGCUGAGCAAGGCGCGCGAGAUUAACAAGCAGAGCUGCGCCAUGACGAUGCAGCUGGCCAUGCAGGCGCUGUACUGCGACUGCCGCGCCAGCCACGCCGCGCUGCACCGCCAGCUGCCCGAGCUGCAGGAGCUCAAGGAGCUGGCGAAGCGCUUCGCGGUGAUGUUCGGUCUGGACGCGGUGAAGAACCGCGAGGCGCUGACGGCGCUGCACCGCGCCGGCAUCGCGUUCGCGGCGCUGGAGGCCGCGCCGCCGCACCCCGCCCCCAACCUGCUGUUCCUCGACGCGCUCUCGGAGUUCUCCGCCAAGCUGCUGCGCCAGGACAAGCGACACGUGCUCAAGUUCCUGGAGAGCAGGCUGCCGAUGUCGAUGCAGUGGGGCGAGGAGUGGGCGCCGCUCAGCAACUACCGCUCGUCGCUGCUGACGGACGCGCCCGACGAGCGCGCGCAGCCCACGCCCGCACGCAAGCACUACGCGCGCCGCACACGAGGUCACAACGAGGAAGACGAGGCGGACGACAACGCGGACUCUGACGCCGACCAGCCCGGGUGAGCUGCAACACAACACUAACAUAGCAUAGUGUACUUGAUACGACAUUAUACGUGUACCGCCUGACUGAGUUGAUGGGGGGCGACGCUGUGCCGCGAGGGGGUACCUACUUGUUUCCCCCCAUUGGAUAUAUAUAGGUACCGUAGAUAAAGCGUGUGAUACAAAAUUGCGACAAAACCUCGAGGGUAACUUAGCUAUACAUUCAUACGCAGCGGUAUAUACUUUCGACAAAAAAUAUAUAGGUUAUAAUCCACAUGUUGCCAGUCGUUAAUCGCGUACUACGGAACGUCAGAGCAUGGAUCGCUAUUUCUGCUCCAACUUUUCGUCCCACUUUUUGAGCGCUCAUGGUCAAUCUACGGUACUUAUAUAUCAAUGUUUCAACGACAUAACUGUACAACAUCGUAUGAAAUCAUAAUCAUUGUUAUUUUGUUCAUGAAACUUAAAUGUUUUUGAGAUAUAGGCUUGGUUCAAUCAAGUGGGAAGUGGGUUCAAACAAUCAAGUGGGACGUCAGUUUAUUGGCUAGUGGAACAAUUGUAACAGCUGCUUUCCUUAAAAUAACGUUCACGUUCGAAGCAACACCUCCCGCACUGUCUCGCUACUCUAUCAUCGACCUACUCGAGUGGUACACGUAUAUAAUAUUGUUCUAAGGAAAUGAAGUUUAUACAGUUUUAUAUCUCAUUCCACAAGGUAGACUAUCAAAUCAUGGCCUUACUAUUUAUAUAAUUAUAUCUGUUUAUUUAAUGAAAUCUUAUAACAAUUUGUAACACUUAAAAAUUGAUUUUGUAAUUUUAAGUACUUGAUUUAUCACUAUGUUUUAUUAUUGUAUUAUAAAUUGGAUUAUGUAGUUAGUGUAGAAUAAUUAUAAUAAAUUGAAUCAUUCAUGUAUUGUUUCCGUAUUUGAUGAUUGUGAAUGUAGUUAGUAAGGUGAUAUAUUUUUAUAUUAAACGACGU